GGAGAAGUGAAAAACAGUUCGCGCCGGGUGCAUCGAAGAUUGGCAGUUUUGAGCGAUAAUACACGAAACCUGCACAUAGAAUUCACAGGGAAUGAUCUCUUGGACUUACUGAACAAUUUUAUGUGGCUUUAUUACACAUUUGGACAGAUUUUCACUUAUAUAUUGUGAUUUUUCCGAACUACCUCCGACCGAUCUCGGAUUGGUGAUCAGCUGUUGGGCGGAUGGCGAUUGGCUGGCUCUAGUUCGCAGAACUCGAAUAUUUCUCCCAAUUUUAAUCCAAUGGAUCAUCCAAUCAUGCCGGGGAAAACAAGAACAGCCCCUAUAGAUAUUGAGUCUUUAGAAUUUGAUGGUGAUACGGUCCUGUGUCGGGUGUGUGGCGACAAGGCAAGUGGCUUCCAUUAUGGCGUGCAUGCCUGUGAGGGAUGCAAGGGAUUCUUCCGACGUAGCAUCCAGCAGAAGAUUCAAUAUCGGCCGUGCCUCAAAAAUCAACAAUGCAAUAUCAUGCGGGUGAACAGGAAUAGGUGCCAAUAUUGCAGGUUAAAGAAAUGCAUAUCCGUCGGCAUGUCCAGGGACGCUGUCCGAUUCGGCCGCGUCCCAAAGAAGGAGAAAGCAAAAAUAAUGGAACAGAUGCAGAAAGUCAACUUAAAUUCCCAAUUCAACUACCUCAGCGCGAUUCUUCAGAACGAGACAAAUAUUAUCCAGCAGACGAUAAAAGCCCAUGUGCAGACGUGUGAAUUUACACGUGAGAAGUUUGAGAGGUUUCAGAAGAAAGCGUGGCAGAAACCAGUGUUUGUGGAUUGUCCUGCGCAUAGGGCCUGUCCAUUGAACCCUAACCCAGGCGAUGAGGGCGAGGGCAGCAAAUGGGAGGACUUCUCCGAUAGCUUCACGCCCGCCAUCCAGAGCAUCGUCGACUUCUCCAAGGGUAUCCCUGGUUUCACGGUCCUCAAUCAAGAAGACCAGGUCACGUUAUUGAAAGCUGGCACAUUUGAAGUUCUGCUGUUACGAUUGGCUUGUAUGUUUGACACACAGACCAACACUAUGCUCUUCUCUAAUGGAAAACUGUACAAAAGGCCAGCGUUGGACAACAGCAACGCAGGCUUCCUACAAGAAUCGAUGUUUGACUUUGCUGAACGUCUCAACGAGCUGCGUCUGACAGAUGAGGAGGUGGCACUGUUCUCUUCCAUCGUAAUCAUUGCGUCCGAUCGGCCAGGAUUGCGCAAUCCUGAACACGUGGAGCGGAUCCAGGCCAAACUAACCCAUGGUCUGCAGAACAUGAUGCUACAGAAUCAUCCCGAGGAUCCAACUAUGUUUGGUAAACUCCUUAUGAAGAUCCCUGAUCUCAGGACCCUGAAUACGCUACAUUCAGAGAAACUCCUGGGCAUGACGAUGGUGCCAGUAAAUCUACGUCAACAGCCCGACAAGAUCUCAUUGAAUGGGACCAAUGCAAUCUGCAAAAAUGAAAAUGAAGACUAUUACAUGGAUUCAACAGAGAUAGACGACGAUACCCAUAGACCUAUGAAUCCCACGAACGGCUAUAUUCCAAAGGUACCACAGUAUCCUCCACGUGACUAUGCUCAGCAAGAUUCAAAACGGGCCAGUCCAGUGGAGCAGGAGGCACCGAAUGCUAAUUCCGCCUAUCCAUAUCCGAAGAACUCCGUACCGUUUCCAAUCAGUUCGGAUCUAGUCUCGAAUAUGAGUCGUCAGAUGACCACUAACGGAUUACGUGUCGAUACUCUGAUACGCGAGCACGUGACGGCCCGGAUGCCGUACCUGCCGGACGCCCGUUGCCCAAUGGAUCAGAUGCUUUCAAUAAACAUUCCUCAUUCUGAAGCAAAUCAGGUAGCACCACAAACAAACGGGGGCGAACAAUCUCCAAAAUGCUUCGAAGAGCAUGUAAACGGGAUCAUCGAGCAAGAAUGCAUGGAGAAAAAACCAAAAGCAAUUCCUACAGAAUGUUUACCACUCAGGAAACGUUCAUUAGAAUAUGAAGAAGCGCCUGCACCAAAGUUGCCUCGCUUGACAAGUGCCGAAGAGGAGUUUGGGAAGUUAAGUGACCUAUACCACGCUGGAACGCCACCAAAGUUUGGCGUCAUCUCACAAAUAAUGACACCAGAACAGGAGAGUCUACGGCAGGAUGUUUUUGACAAUUCACGCCGCGGUUCGAUACUGUCGUCGAAUGGUGAAGAAUCUCAUAGUGCAUCUGCAUCUGCAUCUUCUACUCCCAGUACCACACGGUCGCAGUCACCUCCCUCGGUUGAAAACUAUCCGAUGAAACAACCUGAAUCUGAACGGCCGGAACAGCGCGACGUGAAUCCAUAUCAGCAAGGAUUUGACUUUAAUGGAUUUCCAAAACUCGAUAAAGCCACAUUGGAUUUUCAGAGGUGUAUGUCUGAGGCAUUGGAGAAGCAACGAGCUGUGCGUAAUCGUUCUGACUCGUUUGGGUCCGUUUGUUCGAGCCAGAGGUCGGAUUCGUUCGGUUCUACUACUAGUCAGGAAGACUUGUUGGCAAAGAGGCAAGCGGUUAAUGAACGCCUUGCAAAAAAUUACCGCGCUCUGACGGGACAGCUGCAACGCCCUAUUGGAGUUGACUCUGAUACUGCCAAAACAAGUCGCGAGGUAUACAUGUCGAAGAUGAAUGGAAGGUCGAUGAAUCAUAGUGCCAUGAGUUACUUGAACUCGCAACAGGACUUGAAUCAAAGAUUUACGAAUCAGUUACAGCAGCGGUUGAAAAUCUCACCGCAGAAGCAAUUUGAUGCACUGAGAACUCAAUUAAAUUCAGUGAAUUACACGCAGACGAUAAAAGAUCUAGUGCAUGCAAGUGCUGUUUCGAAUCUUAAAGACAAACUGUUGCAAAAAUCAGACUCUUCAGAAAAUCUACACAGAAAUAAUCAACAAGGUUCCAUGAGGAAUUAUGCUGAAGAAGCAGGAUUUCAAACUAUGCGUAACAUCUUGAACGGUCAGAAACAAGUCUCAAAUUCAGGCCCGUCGCCUUUGUUGGCUUCAAUGUACCAGGCAUCGGCCGCGAAUGGACAGCCACCGUUUUAUCCCUAUAUAUCUUCACAAUAUCCGGCAGUGGCCUAUCCGUUCAGGAUGAUGCAACAAGUUCCGGUUGCCAAGAUGCACAAACAAAACGAUCAAGAGUUGGACCAGGUUCGCAGCCAGAAAUCUGAGUCGCCAAAUAUGCUCGACUCCGAAGCGUCGCACGGCCAGACAAUUGAGAGUAUGCAGCGCCAGAUGUCGCCUCUGAGGGAUCCUGCACCGAGUCCUCGGUCCAUCGCAUCCUGUCCUGUUGAAAUGGAAAGAUCAAAUCCAUGCUCCCGUGCCAUAACACCAAACUCGGAGCCAGCAAUGCCACACAUUGAAGAGCCACUGAACCUGUGCAAGAAGGAGUCCCCCAGACGUGAAAGUCCUGUCUCGAUACCAUCGUCACCACGGGCAAUGAUCCCAACUGCGAACAUAAAACAGGAACCAGAAUACAUUUUAUAGUCGAGAAGGGAUCAUCCUUUUACUAUUGGCUGAAUUUUCAUCAUGUGACUUUCAGUCAGUGAUUUCAUUGGAUAAGAACUAUGUCAUGUGACAUCUUUCUGUGAAUCCUAUUGGCUUCUCCAACGUUGACAAAAUAUGACUGUCUGUUGGCUGAUAUUUCCUGAUCAUGUGACUUUUAUUCCCCAAUUUGAUUGGUCAUGAACCAUUUUUCCGUAAUUUGCGAGGUUUGGAGAAGUGGGGAAAUUUUGCCCCAUUUUGUAUUGGAUCAAAUUUUCAGAAAACUACGUCCGAGAGUAUGUUCCUAGCGAGUAAUAUUAAUGAAUGGCAAUAAGUCGCAGAAAUUUUUAAAAUUUGUUCUCAAAUUGUGUGUAGAUUAGGUAUUUGAAUUAAUGGUGUACAUUGUAAGUGUGCAAUUGUUGGUCCUGUAGAUAUGAUGUGUCCCCACGAAUGUGGUUAAUUUAUUAGCUCACCCCAGGGUGUCUCUGUACAGUUAAUGACUCGUUUGAUAAUGUAAUUAUUGGUAUUGUUAUAAAACAACAUGUUUCAAAAAUGAGUUGCCCUGUUCUGUGAGACAACAGAGGUACAAGCUAUAAGCUUCCGUCUGAAGGUGUACAUGUAUUUAAGGUUUUGAAGGAAAGACGAAAAUUGUUUCUUAACCAAGUGAAAAUGAAAUCUUCACAAAAGAAUGUUUUGAUACUGCCAAUAGCAGAAAUACUAGUUCAAGUGCAGAAAUUUGAUGUAGGCUUUUUUCAAGAAAAAUAUUUCUCUUAUGACUAUGGUUAUUGAAAUGUAAGAAUCCUUUUGGUUCCCAAAGAAAUUUUGGAGAAAUUUGGCCCAGUUGUUAAAGCACAGUGGCCCAAAUGGACCUGGUCAUUUACUUCUGAAAAAGCCUAUAGUGCAAUGCUAUUGUCAGUAUAUGUCAGGCUUUCUUUGUGUAAUGUACAUGGGUUGCGUUGAACAGGGAGAUCACUCCGCCUCAAGUUGCUUCGAACUGCAUGUACUUUUACAUGUAAUAAUCUGUGUGAAGCUGUAAUUUGAGGAGAAUGUGACAUAGGGGAGUGCUGGUCGAGUUGUGACCUCACAAACGAAGGGACUUAAGAUAAUGGUGUGAUAUGGAUUCGCAGAAUUUCAACCCAAAUAAACAAUUUCCAAAUUUUUGGUUAUUCAAAAACGAAAAUGUGGGACUGUUCACCAACCACGAAGGAUUGGGCUACUGGUCCUGAGCACUCAUGUUCUGAAGAAUUCCAAUUAUUGAAUUUGUAAAAAAUCCUUGCAGGGAGGUUUCCAGUUUGGAAUAUUAAUACUCGUGAGACUUUUAAUUUGGAAAUUGUCUCCUUGGGUUAGAGUUUGUGAACAAUAUAAGGCGAUGUGAUGAAAUGUCCAUGAUUAAAUUUAAUAGCAAUUGUGAUUAGACCGAGCUGAAGGUGAUUUUGUCCUAGUGUAGAACUUCAAGAUAGAAAAAAAAUUGUAUUUUUUUCUUCUCAACAAAUAUGGUUGUUUGUCCAGUACACGGAUCGGAUGUCUAAAGUUGAGAGUGACAAGUCAGAAUAACAGGAAUUUGAUUUUCUGGUUUGUCAAUUUAUUCUUUUUGAUGAAUCAGCAUUCCUGUUUUCUGUCACUCUUUAUGAUAUAGAUGGUACAAUGAGCUUCAAAAUUGGACACCAAUGAUUUCAUGGUCUGGUUGCAGAAAAUUUGAUAUUUCCAAUUUUCUUGCAAUGUAGAGUGAAGUAGCUUUAUUGGUCUUUAUUGGUCUCAUUUGUUCAAAUGAGUUCAUUGUUUUAUAUACAAGAUGAAAGGGGUGGAAAUGUUUGAAAAAUUUAUCUGUAAAAAACACAUGGGAAGAAAGGGUCUUGCUUAAACUAGUUUGAAAACAGUACCAUACAAAGUUGUACCUUCUACUCCCAUCUUGUAAGGUAAAGUGGUCCAAUUAUAGCCACAACUGUGUAAAACACAGCCGGCAGUACCAAUUAUGCACACAGAUGUUAUAAUUGUACAGGUUAUAAUUGAUACAAGAGAUACAAUUAUAACAUGUACAAUUAUAACAUCUGUGUGCAUAAUUGGUACUGCCGGUUGUGUUUUACACUGUUGUGGCUAUAAUUAGACCACUUUACCUUACUAGAGAUUAAAAGUCCCUUUGAACAUGAGCCGUUGAACGUGAGAGACUCUAAAAAACUUGUGCCAUAUUUUGUGCUUUGAGUGUGCUUAGUCUUGGUGCUCAUGUGCUGGAGUUAAGUGAAGUUGUUAUUAAAUGCCCGUUUCACGUGUUUGUGGCAAAUCGAAUUAAAAAAACUAACUAAAUCCCAUUUAAGUAGAUGGUGAGGUAACAACUUUAAAAUUUUGGAGGUUUCGAUUAAAGGUAAUAAUACCUUUUUCUGUGAAAAUUGGAGGCUUAAGAGUACAAUACUUUUGAAGGAAGGAGUUCAAAAUGUGUUGCUAGUAUCAAAUCAGAAAAUCUUGUGUAAAAGUUCUUUGUGAAUCCAUAUGUUGAGUGUUGAAUUUCCUUAUAUCAUUUUUUGCUGCGUCCAAAAUUUAAAUCUUGUUAAUUGUAACUAGUUCUUUGUUGUCUAAACCGGCCACAAGCAGAAUAUUGCAAAGUCGUUUCAUCCUUAAAAUGCUGGGAAUGAUGUAGGUUGAUGUACACAAAAUGUACUGUUAAAAAGUAAGUUUUAGGUUGGAACGGACUUGAUAUUUUGUCGUGUUAUGAAAGUAUAUAAAGUAAUUCUAAUCAAAUUAUUUAUAGCUAAACUACCUCUAGAUGGUAUUUGGACUGGUCCAUGUAAUGUGUGCUUUAGCCAUUGGAGUAGUCUAUUUCAUGUUGGUAGAGGUGAUAAGUGAAUUCAUGGUUUAUGUUGUGCUUAAUAAGGUUACCAUAAUUACCUCAAAAAACUUCAGAUUAAUCAUAUUUGGACCAAAUGCGCUUAGUCAUAUUGUGAGUGAAUUUUCUUGCCCAGUGUUUGUAUUUUUGCAGUCCGGCAAUAUUUCAUAUAAGUGUCCAUUAAUCUGUCUAUCUAGUAUUCCAUAACCUAGUUCAGGUUGGAGGUGGGGUCAAAUUUACUUCAGGAGGACUUGUUGCCAAGUAUUCCUUGAAAGUAGACAAGUUCGAACAGGUACAAUUUAUUUGAAAAGUACCAACAAGAAGUGACGUACAGAUGGAAUUUUAGCAUUUUAUUUCUAUCAAAUUCCGACAAGAAAGUUUUACCCUGAAUUCCUAGGAGUUGCCACUGUUAGAUGGCGUUUGAAUUUGUUAGCUGUAAAUUUAUUGUAGAUCCUUAAAUUAUUUCAAGUCAUUUUAGUGUGUUAGCGACUUUUUUACCCAGUUGGUAAAUACAUACAAAUUUUAGAUACCCAAGAUUGAGAACCUCAUACUCAUUGUACAAUAUCCUGGUUUUGAGGUUGAUGGCGUUGACGUUGUCCUACCUUUUAGUUUUUUGGGCGAUGUUGGCAUCUUAAGCUCAAAAUCAGGAUAUACUUUUGGGAACGAGGUUGCUUUAUCGAUACGUUGAAUUGUUGAUGGUUUGGUAGUUUUCUCAUCUCAUACUGGGCCGGGUUGCUCAAUCGGCAUUGUCAGUAACGUUGGCAUUCUGUGCUAGCCUACUACUGUAAAUGAGUUUUACUGAAGUCGAUAGCAUAGUCGAGCUCAGUCAUACUGGCCUUUGUCUCUAACACUGGUUGAGCAAGUGGACCCAGGUCAGCUUUCCAUGUCGGGAGUAAAAAUGUCAUCUGCUCCUUGACUGAUGGACAGUCGUGUCAUUCAUAAACAUGAACACCCACAAUUUUAAAUAUAAAAGAGAUAACUUUGGUACAAAAGAUUUGUAUUCCAGGGACACUUUAUGGCCUUGGCUAGAGCGGGGAGUAAUUAAAAUAUGCGGACUUUUGUUAUUUCUCCCAUGUGCAGUAAUGACCAAAAUUUGAUGUGACGUCCAUGUGCUAUGCUUGACAGACAAUGCUACGAUCUUUGCUUGAGACUAGAAAAACUACCAAUUUUUGCAUGUGCAUAUUAUAAAACUUAAACUAAGUAAUUUAUUUGUGUUUGUGUCAAUCCAGGAUCCAACUUUCCUGCAAGUUGGACCAGAAUGCAUCUUUUUAGGGCUUUUUGUACAAUGUGCAAUGUCCAGAUUGGGUGUAAUAAGAAAACAACAGUGUCUGUAUAACGAUGCUUUUGCAGGGAAAUAAACAUUAUUGAAAGAA
This is a messenger RNA of Lineus longissimus, 7674 nucleotides long. RefSeq lists its product as uncharacterized. Gene Ontology annotation, molecular function: zinc ion binding; nuclear receptor activity; RNA polymerase II cis-regulatory region sequence-specific DNA binding. NCBI's taxonomy places the organism in Eukaryota, Metazoa, Nemertea, Pilidiophora, Heteronemertea, Lineidae. The transcript has 9 exons. Gene Ontology annotation, biological process: negative regulation of transcription by RNA polymerase II; hormone-mediated signaling pathway; cell differentiation. The coding region runs from base 280 to 3486 and encodes 1068 amino acids. The record is from RefSeq and is a predicted model, not a curated record.